Nematostella vectensis (starlet sea anemone) is the source of this 1036-nucleotide messenger RNA. RefSeq lists its product as uncharacterized. The record is from RefSeq and is a predicted model, not a curated record. Lineage: Eukaryota; Metazoa; Cnidaria; Anthozoa; Actiniaria; Edwardsiidae. The transcript has a single exon. The coding region runs from base 385 to 912 and encodes 175 amino acids.
ACUGAUGACCCUGUUAGUGUAACAAAUAAUGACAAGCAACCUCUUCCUCUGCGUACGAAAACACACAAAGGUGAGGCCUCUAAUUGCCGGGAAUUACUAUCACAAAUAAGAUGUGCCACGUUUCUGUUUCAUGACUCAGAUGCUCUCAGCAGCCUUAAAGAGACACUAUCCAAAGCCCUCACUGAUUUACGCUGCAAUAUCCAGCAUGCAGGUGGCAUCGAACUGGAGCAACCAGCAAAAGUAAAUCAAAUAAAGAGAAAAACAUCUAAUCAAGAGUACCAUGAUCUGCCUAGGCCCCCCAAAAAGAGCAAAUAUACAGGUAGGCAUGGGAAAGCAGCAAAUGAAAAAAAGAAACCUGAUGGAGUCAAGGUGGGGAUUGAGAAGAUGUGUACAUAUCAGAAGCAGGCUAGAACAGAUGACUAUGACAUGGGUACCAGUGAGAUGGAGACAAUACUAGAAGCAGAUGGUGAUCUAGGUACCAGCGAGGUGGAGGCCAAAGUAGAUUCAGAUGACAACUUAGGUACCAUUCAGAAGGAGGUCAUAACAGAUAAUGAUGACAGCAUGAGCACUGGCGAUAAAGAGAGACUCAAACUACAAUCAACAGCUCCAUCCAUUAGUAAUCAUGAUACAGAGAGGAAAUCAUCAGGAAAUGAAAUGGAGUUUGUUACUAUUACUAAAGGCGAUGGAAGAAAGAAGAAGACUAGAGAUAGGAAAAUGAAUAUAGAGGAGGAGGAUGUAAUCAAAAAUAGGAGAAUGCUAACCGACCACUCCAUUAACAUAUCACAGAACUUACUUUGGCACCAAUUUCCAUUAUUUGAUGGAGGAUACUACACUUGGCCCUGCCUUGCAGUUCUCAAUACAACGUGGAAAGUUUGCUCAGAUUCUGCACACUGGCCAGUGCCACUAGAUUAGCGUGUCAAAUGUUGGUUGCAAAAAGGCUGCAGUCAACCUAUAUGACAGCUGUAACAAUGGAGUAGUGAACAGCUUUGUGCUAAAACAGAUAGCAGCAAUGUUGCAUGGAGAAGGUCCAGAACUU